This is a messenger RNA of Penaeus chinensis, 5055 nucleotides long. RefSeq names its product lipase maturation factor 1-like. NCBI's taxonomy places the organism in Eukaryota, Metazoa, Arthropoda, Malacostraca, Decapoda, Penaeidae. The record is from RefSeq and is a predicted model, not a curated record. The transcript is spliced from 12 exons. Gene Ontology annotation, biological process: protein maturation. The coding region runs from base 161 to 1852 and encodes 563 amino acids. Gene Ontology annotation, cellular component: endoplasmic reticulum membrane.
GCUCCUGACGGCCCGAGGGUAGGCGUGCAAAAAUGUCAUACCCGGAGUGGUAAAGACCGAUCUGAUUUCGGCUUAGAUUCCGACUUAGAACGCCCUGUCGGUAUCCUGUCAGUCUGAGGUAGAGCAAGAGAGUCCAACGAGGCAAGAUUCGUUUCGAAAAAUGGAUGACAAGCAAGAGGAAUAUGUCCUUAGACGCAGAGGGCAAGGCAAGAGCAGCGACAAAGGCUCGGCGAGUUUGACAGAGGCUUCUGAAGAUAAGAAGAAGCGCAGACCUUUGGGAGACAGAGAUGAAGCCAUUAACCUUAAGCCUAACACGUAUUGGCUUACAAGGAUUGUAUAUCUUAGAGGCAUUGCCUUCAUAUACUUUAUGGCUUUCCUUGUGGCCUACAAUCAAAACAAACAGCUUAUAGGUGACACUGGACUGCUUCCUUUGAAAUUGCAUAUGGAAGCCAUCAGUAAACAGGUUGGCAGCGACUGGUGGAAAAGAAUUCAAGCUGCUCCUACACUGUUAUGGUUAGCUGAACCCUGGCAUGAUGUUAAUCACUGGCUGGAUGGAAUAGCAAUGGGAGGGUUGGUCUUCUCUUUCAUCAUCAUCCUCACUGGAGCUGCCAAUGUCAUCAUUUUGCUCAUUUUGUGGGUCCUUUACCACUCUCUUGUUGCGGUUGGUCAGCGAUGGUAUGGCUUUGGUUGGGAGUCGCAGUUAUUAGAAACUGGGUUGCUUGGAGUGUGGGGAGUCCCACUGCUGUCUCUUGCUGCUUUGCCUCAGAAAACCCCAACACCUUGGGUACUUGUAUGGGGCCUAAGGUGGCUGAUUUUUAGGAUUAUGCUUGGAGCAGGAUUGAUCAAGAUCCGUGGUGACAGAUGCUGGCAUGACCUUACCUGUAUGAACUACCAUUAUGAGACUCAACCAGUUCCCAACCCAAUGUCAUACUACAUGCAUCAGUCACCUGAAUGGUGGCACAUGACGGAAACAUUUGGCAACCAUGUCAUUGAACUGGUUCUUCCAUUUUUCACGUUUCUUCCCCGUGGUUUUAGGAUGACUUGUGGCUUUGGCCAGAUAAUGUUUCAGGUCAUUCUCAUCAUAUCAGGGAAUUUGAGUUUCCUUAACUGGCUCACCAUCGUACCAAGCUUGGCCUAUUUUGAUGAUCGCUCAUACUCUGUCUUCUUCUCCAAAUUAACCAGAAGAAGAGUGUUUGAUCUUCAGCAGAUGCAAGAAGAAGAGUCACCACUGGUUGAUCCAGGCUUACUGAGAAAAUCUGUGAACAUGGUUGUUGCAAUGAUGCUUGGCUACCUGAGUCUGCCAGUCAUCCUUAACCUCAUCUCAUCACACCAGGUCAUGAACACUUCCUUUGACCCAUUCAGGAUUGUCAACACCUACGGAGCUUUUGGAAGCAUCACCAAGGAGAGGACAGAGGUUGUGUUUGAGGGCACGCAUGCCUGGGAUCCUGAUGCAGCUGAUGCAGUGUGGGAGGAAUACGAGUUCAAGUGCAAGCCUGGAUGGACAGACGCAACGCCUUGCCUCAUCUCACCCUAUCAUUACCGCCUCGAUUGGUUGAUGUGGUUUGCUGCGUUUCAGUCAUAUGAACAUAAUCCCUGGAUCAUUCAUUUAGCUGGUAAAUUUCUAAUGAAUGAUGCAGAAGCUUCAACGUUGAUUUCACAUAACCCGUUCCUUGGCAAAGACCCUCCGAGAUUUGUAAGGGCACUUCACUAUAGAUACUGGUACACAAGCCUUUGGGAUGUAGAUAGGCGACACUGGUACAAACGUUCCAUAAAGGGCAUUUAUCUCCCUCCUGUGGACAUACGCAUGCUCAAACCACUCUUCAGGCGAAUGCAGUGGAGAUCUCUUGGUUGAUGAGAAAUAGUUACUAUAAUUCCUUUACCUUUGUUAAGUUUGUUGAUCUUGAAUAUAGAAAUGUUGUUGAUAUUCACAGUAUUUUCUUUACAAAGGAUAUAUAUAUGUGUAUAUAAUUUUUUUUUUUUUGGUAUUUGAUGCAUAUCAGACUUCCACUUUAGUUUUAUUGGUACAAAUUUGUUGGUUUUACUUGCACAUAUUAAUAUUAUUACUUUAUACAAGUGUUUACAUUAACCUGUAAAAGGUCAUCUACAUGUGUGUGUGUGUGUGAAUAUAUGUGUUUUCAAUAUCCAGGCUGAAAUGCAUCAGAUAAGUGUGAUAUCUGUAGUAAUUGUGUUGUAAUUAUGACGGGUAAUUGGAACAUUGUCGCCGAGAUAGAAGAAAGAUAGACCAAAGCUGUCUCUAAAAAUUUGAUUUAGAGAAAAUGAUACGAAAUUUGGAAUGAUUUUAAACUCCCUGUGGAAACCUGCAGAUAAGAUCAGUUGUGAUUCUAAAUAACAGUCUGAGGCACUUCUGCUGAGUACAUUUUUCAAAAAGUGGUGGCCUCUUUCCAUGCCUCAUUUUUGGUGUGAACAGUAUAUGAGUAAGAACCAGCAAAUCUGGUACUGUCUGGCGUUUUUCCUCUGGUUUCAAGGCCACAGAGAGGUAACCCCCUUCUUGUUCCACCUCCUACUGCCCCACUCCCCUUCCCACUCAGUCACUGCUGUUUCCUCUCCAGACCAUCAAAGGCAACUUAUUAAACACAUAAUCCCCCUCUCCUUUCCCAAAGAAUCCUCUCACUUCCCCUCUUGCAAUCAUCUCCAGGCAUUAUAGAAGGUACUCAUCAUAUUACUUUGUAUUUCUUAUUACUGUGUUGCCAUUUACACAUAUAAAUACAUGCUUCACUGACUUAUGAAUUAAGAUAAGGGUUUUUAUUACUUUAUAUGUGUUUUAUAUACAUUUUUGGUGAAUUUGCCCAUUUUUAUAAUUAUGCAAAGAGUACCUUUUUCAAACCUUUUUAAUGUUUGGAGUUAAAUGGGGUUAGAGAUGAAUUAUUGCAGUCGUUGGAGUUUAACAGCUUUCGUGUUUGUUCAAAAAGAGGGAGAAAAGAAAAAUCUGACCAGGGGAGGUACUAUUGGUUUAAUUUAAUGUGACCUUUUAUGGGUUAAGAAAUCAUCUGGAAUUCAUCAACAUAAUUUUGACUGUGAAUAGUUACAUGUCAAGUUUUACUGAUGGAUGAUGUAAUGAGCUGUUUCAAGUUUUAAAACAGGUAUGUCAAACUCAUUUGCUCUGGCAACCAAGUUAUAGUAAACGUUUAACAUGAUUAAGCCAGAUAACAUGUAGUGUAAGAGAUAAAAGACCCCUUUAUAAAUUGUUUAAAAUUAAAUAAAGAAUUUUAAAGGCAGUAGACAAACAGGGCACUUGAUUCGUGAAAAACUUAAGACUAUGUUGGGCUACAUGUUUUACACCCCUGCUUUAAAGCAGUGUUCAUGAAUAUUUUGUUUUACAGGAUAAAGGAGAAAAGAUCUGCAAAGGUUGUUUACUGAGGUCUUAUGCUGUGGUUACACUGUUCAUAAAAAAUGAUGGGAUUUAUAGCUUCCUGUAGGCAAUAUGCUGUCCGUCCACUGGUUUAGGAUAAAACAAUCAUCCUGCAGAUUAUAUAGUUUCUGUAGAUAGCCAGUAUGAAACCAUUUUGAUGGACUCAACCUCUUAUGCUCAUUUUUGUCACUGAGUGGCAAAGAAGUACUUCAAUUGAUUUUUUAUGAAUAGUAUAACACAUGCCAUUACUGUUUUUUUUAUAUCUUAUACAAGUGUUCUUGGUGCAAGCACAAAAAUUCAAUUUUUCUAUCACUUAAGGUUCAAAUUUUGUGCCUUGGUGCCUGUUGAUAUUGAGCUUAAUAUAUAUCUGUGUAAACUUUAGUUGAAUUGAAUUUAUGUUACCGUCUUUUUAGUCUAGGUUGUGAUUUUUUCCGGACUUUUGAUGUUGGUAAUAUAUCUUCAGCUUUUGUAAAGAAAACAUUGUGAUCGUACUUCAUCUUGUUUAUUUUAAUCUUUGAAGUAUGAUAUUGAGAUUACAGAUAUUAUGAAUGUGAACCCAUUCACUUCAUUUGUAGAAAUUAGUGUAGGUUAAAUAUAUCAACAUCUAUGAUGACACUCCCUAGCUAUUUGCCACUGCCACUGACACUAAUAAUAAAGAUUAUCAAUUGUAAGGUAGUGUAAUUAGGAAUUUUGUGAAAUCUUAAAUGAAGUAUAGAACAAAAUAAUCAAUAGCUUGUCAGUUUAGCAGGGAUCAAUGUACCUGUAUUCCAAACCCUCCAUCUUUGGAAUAUGAUAGAUAGUGAAGCUGACACAGAAAUCAUUUAAUUAAAGCCAGUGGCAUUAUAAUGUUCUUGAACAUUGUCUGGUCAGUCUCCUCUACCUCAAAAAUAAAAAAAUUCAAAACAAUCAGCUUCAGGUUGAGCUCAGAUAGUAAAAUCCUGUCUUGUUACGUAAAUAACUAUGCAAGAUCUCCAUUUUCCAAACAAAGUAUCCAGAGAUUGGUCUUGGCAGUCCUUUGAUACUACCAGGUCUUUCUUUUCCUUAACCUUCUCACUCAAGGUUGUAGAUCUGUAAAUACUUACCAUAGAUAGUUGGUGAUGUUGGUCACUGUAUCAUGCAUGUAACUGAAUUUGACAGAGCUACCUUUGACAUUUUGUUGUCUAAAUUUGAGAUAACCUUUUGUUCAAAAUCUACUGUCAAAUGUGUGACACAAGUUUUGUGAUGAUAAACUUGUAGCUAUAUCAUCUAUUGACAUUUAUUUUUUUAAUUUCCUUCACUUUGAUUAAUCAUUCAGCAAGAUUAAUAUUGCAUGUAACGGGAUAAAAUUAUCCUACACUUAUGGUUUUGUAUGGACUGAAAUAUCAUUACUUGAUGUAGUAAGUAACAGUUCACCAAUUCAUAAAUCAUGACUUUCCUACUUAUAAGCAAAAUAAGUGUAUGUACUUCACUUAAUCCUAUAUCAGAGUCAGUUCUUAUACUUGAAAAAAAAUGUAGAUAAGAAGCCCCAGAGAGAAGUAACAGUUUUUCUAACAAAGUAUAAUUUUGAGUUUAAUAAUUUGCUGUUAAGCAUAGCAAUGUCCAUUUUAAAGUAAUGACUUUAUUAGUAUAAUUCUUGUUUAUAUAUAUAUUUUUUUUCAAUGAAGGUGAUGUAUUUUGGUUUUAUGGGCAAUAAAAAUUAGCCUCCA